UGACAAUACGUCACUGGUCAAAAUUGUCAAGUUAUGUCAUUGAAUUUGUCAAAGGCUCUGCUAAUCAAUUUUUAAAAAUCUGGUAAUAAGUUUCUAUUAAUGGCUUCGCAAGCAGCAAAAAGGACUAUUAAAGAAGUCAAACCAUUAUUAUCUCUAGAUCAUACCGAAGCACGACAGAGAGUUCUGAAUCUCUACAAAGCUUGGUACAGGCAACUUCCAUAUAUAGUGAAGCAGUAUGAUAUUCCAAGAACGGAGGCCCAAUGUAAGCAGAAACUAAGAGAGGAAUUUUCUAAAUAUGAUAACAUUCAAGAUGUAAGGGUUAUAGAUAUGAUGAUAAUUAAGGGACAAAUGGAGCUGAAAGAAGUUGUGAAUAUUUGGAAACAGAAAGGUCACAUUAUGGCAUACUUCAAGGACACUGUUGAGCCGAAACCAAAAGACUUUCUGUCGAAAUUUUUAUCUGGAAAAGAUUAGUUUGAAAGGCAGGCCUAACAAUAGAAAUUUUUAUGUAGUUAUGAAUAUGACCAAAUUGUUUUGAAUGGAGUAGAGUGAUGUGCACUAUGAAUUCAAUGAUUGAAUAUUGUUGUGUCUGAGUGUAUUUAGUAAUGUGGUCUUAGUCUAGAACUGAAUAAAAUAAGAUAAAACUGA
This is a messenger RNA of Leptinotarsa decemlineata (Colorado potato beetle), 645 nucleotides long. RefSeq names its product NADH dehydrogenase (ubiquinone) B14 subunit (gene ND-B14). Gene Ontology annotation, cellular component: respiratory chain complex I. Lineage: Eukaryota; Metazoa; Arthropoda; Insecta; Coleoptera; Chrysomelidae. The record is from RefSeq and is a predicted model, not a curated record. Gene Ontology annotation, biological process: response to oxidative stress.